This is a messenger RNA of Prorocentrum cordatum, 2172 nucleotides long. The record is from the annotation of a GenBank genome assembly. NCBI's taxonomy places the organism in Eukaryota, Dinophyceae, Prorocentrales, Prorocentraceae.
AUGAGAUUCGGCCAAACAGAUGCGGUGUUGGAUCAGUUCUUCGAUCGGCUCGGCAGCCAGGCCAGCAAUCUGCAGGCGAUUGCCCAUGUGUGCCAGGGCGCGAACAUCACCGACACUGGGCGCCCGAAGCAGGAGAAGGCCUUCUGUGACCAGAUCGACCAGGACAUGGCCACGCUAAGGGCGGGGCACUUGCCCGAGCCCGCUCAUCGCCUCGCCAUGGCGGCGGCGCUCGCCGCGUUAGCGGAGAUAUCGAGCCGCGAAUGCUCCGUCUACCCUGGCGAGUUAAUCGAUGCAACCGUCAUGGGCCCUCCAGUUGAGGUCGGGGCAGUCUCGCCUACACCUCAAGCCCUAUCCGCAGCUGCGCCAGCGAAAGAAGCCGGCGGGGUGCCGCAGUUGCAGGCGACAUCGAAGUCGGGGCCGCCCGUUACAGCGGCACCGAUACUCAACGAGGCACCCCGCUCGUUGAAGCAGCCUGAGUUCCGGGAAAACCGGCGAGUGAUGCAGGAGGACGAGGUGCUUGACGUGUUUGGGACCGCGUUCGGGGCGCUGCGGGCCAGCGGCCCAAUGGUCCUUGCGACCCGGGGAAUCUACGAGGAGCUCCGCAGCAGACGCGGCGAGAGCAGCACGGGCACUUUUAGAGCAAGGCGUGGUUAUCAGCGCAGGACUUCGAGCGGCAUCGUGCGCGUCGGCGAGGGCCUCCCAGGAGGCGAGGAGGAACAUGGUCAGGAGGUGGGUGAGGCAGAGAACCGGCGGCUCGCGGCGAAGCUGGAGCAGUCGCAGUUGCGGCAUGUCAAGGCGACCGGGCUGCUGCAGCGCACCCGGGAGCGCCUGGGCGCGCGGUGCGCCCUGGAGGGCGCCCUGGCUUCCUGGAGGGCCGUGGCCCGCGCCCGGCACGCGCGGGUGGAGGAGGGCCUUCGGGCGAAGAUGGCCCGCACGCGCGUCCUCCGCAUGGCCUUCGGCCCCUGGCACCAUCGUGCGCAACAGGCGGCCAGGGAGCAGUGCGUGGAGCGCGAGCGGGCCAUCGCGGACGAGGCGCGCGCCAAAUUGCUGGAGCAGCUGGGGGCAGACCGAGAGCGGCUGACGGCGGAAGCGGAAGGCCUGUCGCGACAGUUGGCCGAGGAGGCCCGCCAGCGGACGUUGCUGCAGGAGAACCUCAAGCGGGUCUUCAUGCGGGGCGUGUGCGCGCUCAACUUCGAGGCCAUGUCGCUGCUCGCGGACGGGGGGCCCGAGGCCCCAGAUUGGACGCGGACUGCUUCAGACGCGGAUGCGCCUACGGCAGCCCACGCGGUUCCCGCCGCGCCGCCGGCUGCCGCCCGGACAGCGGAGCCCGUGGCCGCGCCCGCGACGCCCGCCGCGGCGGCGGCUGCGCCAGCGGCCGCUCCCGCGCCCGGUGCCCCCGGGCCGGUGCCCGGGGCCGUGGCCGCUCAGUGUGCGGAGCCUCGGGGUUCCGCCGUCGACUCUGGCAUCGCCGCCCUGGCCGCCGCGGUCGUCGACGCCACAGCGGCCCCGGUGCAGGGCGGCGGCGGCGCAGCGCCCGAGCAGCCCCGCCGGGCGCCGCUGCCCCUGCCGUUUGUGAGCUGGCGGGCGCCGGAGGCCGCCGCCGGCGGUGCGCCCGCGGCCGCUCCGCGGGCGGCCAGCGUGGGCACGUCGUCGCCCAACACCGGAGCAGGCCCGCCCGCGGCGCAGCAAGCGCGGGGCGGCGCGCCGCCCGGCGGCGCGCCGAAGGGCCAGCGGUGGCAGUCGGCCACGGCGCCGAGGGCGUCGGGGCUGCAGGGGCGGCAGCACCCGCAACUCGUGAGCCAGGCGCCCGGGCUGGAGCUGGCGAUGCCCGACGCGGAGUCGGUCGUCUGCGCCGUCUGCCUGGACGAGGUCAAGCCCACCGAGCGGCAGUCCCGCGCCGGGCCGCGGACAGGCUGCGUGCACGUGUUCCACUGGGACUGCAUCUGGCAGUGGCUCAAUAUCAAGGCGGUGUGCCCCGUGUGCAACGCGCCGCUGCUCGACCACGGGAUCUUCCAGGUCGACCCCGUGACUGGGCAAGAGACCCACCACGAGAUCUUCCCGGAGGUGCCUACAGAUCCCUACACGCGGCGGCAGCCGCAGGCAGCGUGGCAGAGAUCUCGAGGUUGCUCAGCAGCGGGGCAUCUGCGAACCGAGCGACGGUGGGUGGCGUGA